CUUGUAUGAAAUAUAUUGUUAAAUUUUUCUGAUAUAAAAUCAAUCUAUUUUAGGGUUUAUUUUUCUAAAGCAACUAAAAUGAUGAAUUUAUUUCUAUACGUAUUAAAUUCUGCAAUGAUAUUUACCGAAGUUGGCGGACAGUGGACAACAGGCAGAAUACGUUCAGCUGAACAGUCUGCCACAGCAUCGGGCGAGCCAACGCCGGUAUUCAAUGGAGGUUUACCAGGCUUCGGACCAGUGACAGAUCACUUAUCUUUCCAAGCACCUUUCAUUGUAGGAAGGAAAUGGCGAGCUAUGCACCCAAAGGUAAAUCAGUUGGAAGAAUUGCUGGCUCGUGAUCACAGUGGAAAUGAAAUUACACCUCCAUCAAAACUUGAUACAGAUACAUUCAAAGUGGAUCAUGUCUCCAUGCAAUUUACCAAACUAAACAAUAAAUCAUCUCGUGGACUUUUGCAAAGCCUCAUCCUUGGUACAAGUGGCUAUUUACAAAGCGUACAAAGACUGCUUAGCCAUGAAAAAGAAUCCAGUAAGCAGAAUAUUCCAAGUGCUAGUAGAAUAAAGCAUGCUCUUCUAUCAGCAAGAUAUGGCAACACACUUGAGCCAGGUUCAACGAUUCUUACAGCCACAGGUCUGACUGAAGAUAUACCGGUAGCUGGUAAAGGACAUAUGAUUAAUGCCAUCACGGCGCAUUCUGGUCUCAAAACGAAACGUGCAUUUCCAUUUCAAGUUGUGGUAAUAGUUAGUAAACCAAAUGGGCCUCACAGAAACUCAUUUAUAUUUUUGCCUCUAUGGGCCGACAUGACCGUCCUUGAUGCCUUCAAAUCGGCCACAAGAACAUACAUGGACCAUAAUACAGCUGGUGUAAAAGACAUUCCUUUCAACAUAGUGCUCGGUUGGAAUAACAAAUUACAAUGCUAUGUUACCGUCGAAGCUGUCGGCGUAGAAAACAGACGUAGACAAGCUUGGUACUUCACAGUUAGAAACUACUUGCAUGAGGUUGUAUAUAAAGGUCGCUGCCUUCCAGGAGACGAUGUUAUUCUCAGACCAAGAAGCAGCGUUCAGCUUACAUUUGAACGAAAGAAACGUCGCUCGGAUUAAAAAAACAACAAAACUUUAGUUCACUUGUGAAGUGAUUCAAAAUUCAAUAAUGCGGGUUUUUGAAAUAUGUGUUAAAGUAUUUAUAUCAGAAUUAUUUUCAUAAUAAUAUUUUGUAACUUGCAAAACAACAGAAAAUAUCUAUUAAAACAUAUUUUUACUCUAAACGUCGUCGAAAUGGUACAACUUACUCACCUUCUACCACGGCAAACAGCCUGUCUUGCCCUUGAUAUCACGAAAACCUUUGACUUUCAACCUAUAUAUCCGAGGGUUGCAUUCUGCAUAUUUAUUUUCCCACUUUUUGCCUUAAUAUGUUUGUUUUGACUUUGUUGUCUAUGUGUUUAACACUGUAAAUGUUUUAAUGUGUACAUGAUGUGGGCAUAGGAAAAAGAGAUCAAUAUAAUUGCAUCUUUUCUAAUCCUACCAGGUGUUCUGUAUUACAAAAGUGCUUUUAUUGUGACAUUUUUGAUACAAGCAAAUCUGUAUUAUCUGCACUA
Mercenaria mercenaria is the source of this 1592-nucleotide messenger RNA. RefSeq lists its product as uncharacterized. Lineage: Eukaryota; Metazoa; Mollusca; Bivalvia; Venerida; Veneridae. The record is from RefSeq and is a predicted model, not a curated record. The coding region runs from base 79 to 1098 and encodes 339 amino acids. The transcript is spliced from 4 exons.